Molecule: messenger RNA, 1342 nt
Organism: Aaosphaeria arxii CBS 175.79
Lineage: Eukaryota; Fungi; Ascomycota; Dothideomycetes; Pleosporales
Exons: 1
Coding region: 75-1013 (312 amino acids)
Biological process (GO): RNA processing
Source: RefSeq, a predicted model, not a curated record
ACAUUGCGAAAACCACAACUCAGAGGUUGACCAGAACAGAAACCUACCACCGCAGAGGUAUCCAGUUCGACACCAUGGCCAAAGAAAAGAAUUUCAAUCCGGUUCAAGCUGCGAAGAAGGCCGAAAAGCAGAAGCAAUUAAAAAAACAGAAGGCAAACCUCCAAGCACAAAGGAACGAGAAACUUGCGCGGCGCAAUCCCGUCCGAAUCCAGCGAGACAUCGAUGCACUCAAGGCUAUCUCAGAAAGCGGAGAAAUUAGACCUCACGAAAGGCAGCGAUUAUCGGAGCUUGAAAAGGAUCUCGCGGCUGUCAACAAGGCGCGAGCGGCGCUAGGGGACAAAGCUCCCCAGUUCCGAGAGAGGAGAGAUGAUGCAGGCGAAAGGGGAGGUCGAGGUGGCCGGGGCGGAGGCAGGGGAGGUGUACUAGGAAAGAGAUCUCGCGAUGGAAGUUGGAAAGGGGGAGAUGGGGAAGAAAGUAGCGACACGGAUUCUGACGUUGGUGAUAUUCCAAUGCCUCGAGAUACACCUCCGCCGAUUCCUCGACGACACCAGCGAAAGGCAACCGGAGAAGACGAGGCCCCGCCGGAACCAAAGAAGCCAACGCUUGUUUACGAAGCUGCACCAGAGAUACGGAACCUGCGAAAGGAGGCUGCAAGAUUUGUUCCGGCUGCUGUGGCACUGAAGAUGAAACAAGCAAAGGGAGAAGGAGGCUUGUUGGAAGAGGAGGAAUUUGACAAGCUAGAGCGAGAGGGUUAUUUGAAUACAGGAAAUGGAACUGGGCCGCAGGCUCUGCAGUCCGACGCAGAACUUGACGCACUGAUCGGGUCCGCGGAUGUAGACGCUGCCAACAACAUUGCAGAGAAAGCAGCCAACGCGGCGAUUGAGGAAGCACAGCAUGAAAUGCUUGCAGCAGAAGCUGCGGGAGAGAUUACUAGUCUCGAAACGGAACACAAGGUGGCUGAACGAAAGUUGCGUCAAGUCGAGAUCGAAGAGGUAGAAGACGAGGAGUAUUGAAGGAUGCAGAGAACAACAACCAAAUAUACCCACCCAUUAUGAUACAUAACAUUUCACGUCCGAUAACUCCAUAAGUACACUGGUAAUACUGCACGCCAACAAUAUCUUGUCUGGAACCUGAUUGUUUACCAUAUGGCAUAUGCACAACCGUUCCAGGAAUCGUUACAGACCGCACGAGGGCAACAUCACAAUCCAUCGAGCAAUGCAAGGGAGUUGUAUGGUCAUUCAGGACGUCAUUUCAUUCACUAGCUAUGUAGGGUAUAAUCAUACAAGCAUCCGCCGAUCUCAUCGUGACUCAGGAAUUCCGCCUAAGAGAAGACCGAGAUGGG